UAUGCUGAUGUUAGAGAGGAGGAGCCAUCUGGUUCUAACCACCAUACAAAAAGAGAUUGUAAAACCAUAACAUUAAGGAUCUAAAAAUUGCUGACAAUGGGGUUGAGGCUAGGAGUAGUUCAGUUGGUGGUUAUAAGCUUAGUUUACUUCUCUGAUGCACAAUGGCAAGGAAGCUCAACAAAUAACCAGAAGUCCAACAACCCUAUGCUUGCACCAAUAAGGUUUCCUUCUCAAUUACCUGGUCAAGAUCCUAUGGGUGUUCAGUCCAAACAGCUUUUACAAGGUCCAGUAGCAAAACUGACAUGGAGUUUUCCAAAACUACCCGAAGAACCUGAACAGCCAGCAAUUCCUUUUCAGUUGCGGCAGCCUGUCCCCAUCAACAGUGUAGCAGCUCAAUGUGGAGAGAAUUCAGUGUAUGUGGAAGUAAUGGAGGACCUUUUUGGGACCGGGCAUCCACUAAUGGUUUCUGGUUUUACACUGGGAGGCUGUGCUCCAGUAGGCCAGGACAAUACUGCUCAAGUGAUUAUAUUUGAAUCAGAACUGCAAGACUGUGGAAGCAAACCAACGGUGACUGAGAAUGAGCUCAUUUAUACGUUCUCCCUCACUUACACUCCUCAAGAUGCAUUAAGUGGUAGUGUGAUUGUUAGAAGCCCUAGCGCAAUGGUUGGUAUUGAGUGUCAUUAUCCAAGAAUCCAUGAUGUGAGCAGCAAUGCCUUAAUGCCCUCUUGGGUGCCAUAUGCCGCUACUAAGUUUGCAGAAGAACUUUUGAUCUUUUCUCUCAAGCUCAUGACUGAUGACUGGAGAUUUGAGAGACCUUCUCACCAGUAUUUCCUGGGUGACUUCAUCAACAUUGAAGCCUCAGUGAGGCUGUACAACCACGUUCCUUUUCGUGUCUUUGUGGACAACUGUGUGGCUACGGGAGUCCCUGACAUCAAUGCUGUGCCCAGUUACUCCUUCAUUGAGAAUAAUGGGUGUCUGGUUGAUGCUAAGAUCACUGGCUCCAGCUCUCACUUCCUGUCCCGAACUCAAAACGACAAGCUGCAGUUCCAACUAGAGGCUUUCAGGUUCCAGCAAGAGAACAGUGGGCUGGUCUACAUCACUUGUGUUCUGAAAGUGGCUGAAGCAUCCACCCCUACUAAUGCAGAGCAAAAGGCUUGCUCAUUUGCUGCUAAUAGGUGGGUGUCUGCCGAUGAAUCUGACCAAGUGUGUGGCUGCUGUGACUCAAAUUGUGGUACGAGGACUGGAAGUGAUCAAGCCCUCAAAGACCCACGGUGGCAGAGUGUAUCUGUCGGACCCAUCGCAGUCAAGCAAUAUGGUUCUGGACAAGUGUAACAGGAAUUGGCUAUGUUACCGGAAAAUAAAUAUAUUGUUCUUAAA
Misgurnus anguillicaudatus (oriental weatherfish) is the source of this 1377-nucleotide messenger RNA. Its product is annotated as zona pellucida sperm-binding protein 3. Gene Ontology annotation, molecular function: acrosin binding. The record is from RefSeq and is a predicted model, not a curated record. Gene Ontology annotation, biological process: egg coat formation; binding of sperm to zona pellucida; positive regulation of acrosome reaction. Gene Ontology annotation, cellular component: extracellular matrix. NCBI's taxonomy places the organism in Eukaryota, Metazoa, Chordata, Actinopteri, Cypriniformes, Cobitidae.